AAUGAAGGCUGCCAGGUGAAGAACACGAAAAAGCAUGCACACGCCCCUAUCCAUUUAUUCUUUCCUCUGCUGUUCUUCAUCUCCCUUAAUUUUCUAUAUAUAAGCAACCUCUUCCCACCCCCUCUCUUCCCUGCAUUCUAUCCCUUCUCUUUAAUUCCGAACUCACACACACACAUUUAUAAAUAUAUAGAUAUAUAUUCUCCAAAUCCCCACCGGCCCAGUUCAUCCCCUCGUUAAGUUUUUCAAUACCCAUCCUAAUUGCAUUUUCCAUCUUCAGGGAAUUAAUAUAUAAGUUUAGAAAUGAGCAGGCCGGGAGAUUGGAACUGCAGGUCGUGCCAGCACCUUAACUUCCAACGGCGGGAUUCGUGCCAGCGGUGCGGCGAACCGAGAUCCGGCGGCAUGGACUUCGGGGGAUUCGGCGGGCGGAGCUUCGGAAGCACCGGCUCCGACGUCCGCCCCGGCGAUUGGUACUGCUCCGCCGGAGGCUGUGGGACCCACAACUUCGCUAGCCGCUCCAGCUGCUUCAAAUGCGGUGCCUUCAAGGAUGAGCCCGCCGGCGGGUAUGACUGUGACCUUCCCCGCUUUAGGGGCUUCGGAGGCGGCGCUGGAGCAGGCGGUAGCCGCUCUAGCUGGAAAUCUGGAGACUGGAUUUGCAGCAGGUCAGGAUGCAAUGAACACAACUUUGCUAGCAGAAUGGAGUGCUUCAGAUGCAAUGCCCCACGGGAGUCCAACAGCAAAUCUUCAUACUAGAGAGUCUAGCUAGACUUUUAAUUUCCAUUUUUGGGUAUUGCAGCCAAUGAAGAUAAUAGAGGAACCCCAAAUCACAAAAUUUCUCUAGCUAGCGAGUUUUUCUUCUUUCUUUAUUUUGUCGUUGGAGUUUGGAUGAUGAAGUUAUAAUAUUAAUGAUCCAUGGAUCAGCAUUUUGUUGGGUUCCCCUAUAGCUAGCAAGUAUAGCAGUGUUAGUUGGAUCAGUCUGAGUUCUCGUGUUCUCUUCAAUUUAUCUACUGGUUAUUGUCGUUGUGUUCAGAGAGUUUAUUUGUUGUUUGGUACUGCGUGAUUUUCUUCAAUGGAGAUGAUUUAAUUUUUCA
This is a messenger RNA of Malania oleifera, 1088 nucleotides long. RefSeq lists its product as uncharacterized. Bases 301 to 750 code for a protein of 149 amino acids. The transcript is spliced from 4 exons. Gene Ontology annotation, molecular function: mRNA binding. The record is from RefSeq and is a predicted model, not a curated record. NCBI's taxonomy places the organism in Eukaryota, Viridiplantae, Streptophyta, Magnoliopsida, Santalales, Ximeniaceae. Gene Ontology annotation, cellular component: cytoplasm.